AGCCAAUUCAUAACACAUUUAACUGAUGUAGCGUAUUUAAUGGUAUUUCAUGGUUAUGGGAUCAAAAUUAUUCCUUGCCUGGCAAAGCAGCGAAGGAGCGUUAAAAAACUUUCAUACACAUAGCCUCUACUCCAAGAAGAGGACGAGGACAAACCGCUUUGAUCAGAUUUACUGAGUUAAAAUGGAUCAUAUGGACAGUGGAUAGGUAAUGUUUUGGUGCACUAGGAAAGGUUAAGAGGUGCUAAAAAAUACUUCUAGACAAGUCAUUACUGGAGAAUAUGAGGUUUCCAACUGCCAAACGACUGGUAGUAUUGUGUAUUGCGUUUUCUUUUAUCAUAACAUGUUACCUUUUCGCCGUCCAUAAGCCUUUGCGGAAUACCGCUACCAAGCCAUCGAAACUUACAGUAGUCUCGACGCGAAAUUUACCUUCAACGUUCGUCGAGGAAAAACACAAAAAGGAAUUUUCAAGAAAACCAUCAAAGGACUGGGAUUUUCGAUAUAAUGAAUCGCGUUCUGUUUUGGUUUUUACAGAGUAUGCACGCUCCAAAUUUUUGAACAAAUUGAAAGUUGUCCUCAAGUCACAAAGGAUCUCCUUCGAUAUUGUAACAUGGAACAGGUUUAAUGACAACCAGUUGUCCCUUCCACGACUACGAACAAAUCAUGGCAGUAUUAAAUAUAGUGGCUUUAUUUUUGACAAUUUCCAAGUAUAUGAAAAUUUAGACAUAUGGACUAAGUCUGAACUACACGACUUUUGCAAGAAAUAUAACUUGGGCAUAAUUUUGCUUUGUGCGAUAGAUUAUAAAAAAGAGUCGGAAUAUAUAAAGCUGAAGAGUUUACCACUUUGGAUCAAGUUCAGCAUGAAGGGUUUAUAUGACACCGAACUGAACCCUAAUAGCCCAAUUCUGCGAAUGACGAAGGCGGGUCAGGUGUUGAAAUUCCAACACAGAUUCAAGCACUCAGUGUUCUGGUCCAACCACUCUAGUUUUGAACCAGUGUCUUAUUCAUAUAGAGACUCAGCCCCCAUUGAGAAGAAUUUUGUAUUAGACGAUGUAGCUGAGACCAAGAAAUAUAUUUAUAGAGUGAAUAGAUCAAAAUUUGUGACAAUUAUGUAUGAUAAAGGUGAAUUUGAUGGCAUCAAAAAGGUAUUUUUUGGUGGAAGAAUAGAUGGAUUAUGGCAGUACCAUCUUUUAUUGCUUGAUGCUUUAACAGUGUUUUCAAAAGGGAAGCUUGGAAGACCUUUAACACAGUGGAUAUUGGUGGACAUCGAUGAUAUUUUUGUAGCACACACUGGAACAAGAAUGAAAAAGGAAGACGUUGAGGCCCUCGUGGAAUCUCAAGAUCGUCUUUCAAGGAAGGUCAAGAACUUUCGCUUCAAUUUGGGGUUUAGCGGCCAUUAUUUCAAGCAUGGAACUUCGGAGGAGAAUGAAGGCGAUGAAAUGCUGGUGAAACAUGCAGAUAAAUUUUCGUGGUUUCCACAUAUGUAUAAACACCGUAAACCACAUCUCUCGAAGUCUUUAGAAGAACUUGUGAGUAGUAUGAAUGAAAACAAACUUUUCGCAGAGAAAUAUGGUAUUCCAGUUAACAAUAGCUAUUCUGUAGCCCCACAUCACUCUGGGGUGUAUCCAGUUCACGAAGAAUUGUACGAAGCAUGGAAGAAAGUUUGGGAUAUCAAAGUAACUACAACGGAAGAAUACCCUCAUCUUUAUCCAAGCUGGGAAAGAAGAGGUUUUAUCUUCAGAGGAAUAAACGUUCUUCCAAGGCAGACGGCUGGGUUGUUUACAGCAAAUAUUUACUUCAGAAACUACCCAAAAGGUCGCCAUCGAUUGGAGAAAAGUAUAAAUGGCGGAGAAUUGUUUAUGACUUUCAUUAAUAAUCCAAUCUCCCUCUUCAUGACGCAUUUUGGUAACUAUGGUAACGACCGUUUAGCACUAUACACGUUUGAAUCAGUAAUUGAGUUUAUUGAACAAUGGACGAACCUGAAGAUGGUAACAGAGAAGCCAGUUGCUCUUGCCAAGAAAUAUUUUGAAUUCUGGCCCGAGGAUGCGUGUCCUGUCUGGCGUAAUCCAUGCAAUGAUUCCCGCCAUCUUGAAAUUUGGUCUCCCAACAAAAGCUGCCAGCGUCUUCCGAAAUGUCUUAUUGUCGGACCACAGAAAACAGGAACGACCGCCCUCAGGGCUUUCAUGCGACUUCAUCCCAACCUGAUCACAAGCAAACUGAGCCAGCGUUUUUAUGAAGAGAUUCAGUUCUUCAAUAACGCUACAAAUUAUGCAAAAGGGCUGGAUUGGUACAUGAGCUAUUUUCCAGACAGGAACAACUCAAAGCGGGACCUCUACUUCGAGAAGUCCGCCAAUUACUUCGACGCCACUAGCGGUUAUUAUCGAGCUUCAGCCCUUCUUCCUGAUGCGAAAAUUAUUGUCCUUGCGGCCGACCCUGCUUUGCGAGCCUACUCUUGGUACCAACACCACCUGGCAAAGAGGAAGUGGGUUGCUACAGAAAAUUCAUUCUUUGACGUCAUCUCAAAAAAACAUGAAAAUAUAAAGUUGCAGAUAUUCCAACGCAGAACUUUACACCCUGGCUUCUAUGCUGAAUAUCUCGAAAAGUGGUUGUCUGUGUAUCCUCCUGAGCAGAUAUUAAUACUGGACAGCGAAGUGAUAACUAAGGACCCAGCAACUGCACUGACCACAGUACAGAAGUUUCUCCGCAUUAAGCCAUUUGAUUUCAAAGCACAUAUAAUAUUCGACCGAGAAAAGGGAUUCUUUUGUCCAUUGAGAAAUAAAGUCGAGAAAAGGUGCUUAGGCCCUGGUAAAGGGCGCAAUUACCCCAGAAUGGACCUGAAUUCGGAGAGAUACUUGCGCGAGUUUUACCGACUGCCAAAUUUACGCUUUGCAUUGUUGCUCAAAAGAUACAAAAUGCCCAUACCUGGCUGGUUGAAAAGACAACUUCGUGAACUGGAAUGAUUUUAAAACAGAAUGUGGUAAAAACAAAUCAAUUGACUGGCUUGGUCGCAAGCGAAUCUCCCAUUGAUUGGACCGAGGGUUUAGCAUGCAUGACCAUAAAUGGAAUUGAAGUCUGUAUUUGUUGUCGACUUGGAGAACUGCAUUAAUCGGCAACUGGAAUCGCAAUGGGCCACUCAGGGACCCAUUUGACAAAAAUGUACCACUGGCACAAGUGUCUGUUAGCUACAUGUCAAAGAUUGCGGCCAAAAUCAUGUCCAUAGUGCGCAAACAGUGUUAAAUGGGGGGGGGGGAUGGAACCCCACAUUUUGAGCAUCGCAGCCCGGAAUGCUCAGUCGUGCAGUCCUCCAAUGUUCUAUCUUGGUUCCGUAUUUCCAAUCUCCGACUUUCUUAUACAACUUUUUACCAUGGUGAACAGAAUUUAUUUUAAUCUGCAUGAAAGCAAUAAAAACGAUGAAAACUACUUAAAUAAUAGUUUAGGAUACAUUUUGCUAUCAGAUUUUCAAUUAAUGUUCAAAGGUACAUUUUUAUCCCUCUAAGUUGAUAUAUUUCAGUCUGUUGUGUUCCAUGAUAAUUGUUUUUGUAUGUUUUCUCAAGUAUAAAUUCAUUUACACAAUUUAUGAUAUUGGUAUCUUCGCUAGGUGUUCUUGCUGUUAAUGAUCUGUCUCUUGAAAUAGCAUUUAGGUAGAAAGACAAUGCCUAAUCAAACUAUAUUUUUUCCUUCCAUUUUUCGUUCAUCAUUCUUAGAACCAGCACAGUUUUGGAAAUGUCCUUUUUUAUACAAGUUCCACGUUGACACAGUUGUAUGAAUUUCACAUAACCACUGCUUUCUGGUCUGCAACCUCAUUUCCAUUGCUCUUACACUACCUGCUGUUAAAUAUCAUGUCUACCUAUUUUGAUAAAGUUGACUUAUAUUAUUCUGGGCUAGAAUCACGAAGGGCCGGGUUACCUGGAGAUAGGGCCGCGCUAUCGCAAGAGCUAUUUCAUCAACAACGUGACACCAUUGCUGGGAAAAAUUUCACAUUUUAAUUGACAUGUCUGCAUUGGUUGAAUACGUCAGAUAUACUGCUUUUGCCGCUGUGGAGGCUACAGUACUGCAUAUGGAUUCAUCGGUGCAGCCCUAGGCGACAAAACAUGCGUUGAUCAUCAGCCAAGCUAGCGAAACUGAGAUUGACGACCCUACCUCCAUGUAAACAGGCCUUUGAUGCCCAUCAACAUUUUUUAAAUUAAAUAUUAAUACAAAAGUAUCUAUGUGAAUAUAUUGGACAGCAUAGAGACAUUGCUGCCGUUUUUACCGAAUUUAUAUAUAGUCAAAGUAUAGUGUUGAAUUUGUAUAUAGCCGUAGUAUUAAAUCAUAGAAUCUAAUUCAUUUUAAAUCUAGAAAACUGUGAUUCGGUUCGUAAUUAUUACCUUUUUAGCAUUAAACAAUAUACAAUAUAUAAUAUCUGAUUUUUAUUUCAAACGGUAUUUUAGAAAAGACCGUGGAAUAUCAAGCCUUUUGUUUCAUGUAAAAGCGUGUAGUUAUUAUAGUUAUUUUAUCAGCUUAUUGUGCAAAUGGUGUCCUUUAUUAUAAAGUAAGUAUAGUACCCAUUAUUUUAGAUACAACCCGACUGCCCAAACCUCCCAACUUCUCAACUGCCAAGCUACCUAUCUGCCCAUCUGACAUAAUGAUAUCUAGUGUGCUGUAUGGUGUUUGCUUUUGUCCUGCUUCAGCGACAUGACUUUGAUGCGAAAUGAUGUUAAUCCUGUCACAUUUUGCAUUAGUGGGCAACUGUCGUUGUGGCUUUAAAAUCUUACUGCCUUGGCAUGCUUUUCGAGGAGGUGAUUAUUUCUUGAGCGUUAGUUGGAUUGAAUAUAUAAUCUGCUUUAAAAAAUUUAUCUUGCUUACACAUAUAACUUGGUAAUAUUAUGAAAAUGAAGAAUUUGUGUGUAAAGUUCCUUUUUUGUACAAGAAAACUUUUUUGUAUUUUUAUGCUUGUAACAUUGAGUUUGUACUUUCCAUUUUAUUUGUACUUUGAGCGAGAGCACAUAUCGUCAAUUUAAAGACUUGUCCUCGUUGAGACCCAACUCCAGGUAGCAAUCUAUGCAUGGUAUGUGAUGGCACUAUACAUGGAAAAAUGUUUUUCAAUUUCUGGAAGUAUUUUGAUUAGCCACGCCAUUAGGACCGUCCAAAUUUAUUUGUGUAGUUUUGUGUUUUGUGGACUGUCGCUGCUUCUCCUAAAAAUUUCAUCUUUUGGUUUUUUCUUAAAAAAAAUCACACAGGGUUCAUUAGGACUUUGGUUUUAUGUACUCUUAUAACUUUGUCGCUGCGGCUGUUUCCAAUGAUCGGUGGCCCCCAUCCACUAGUUAACAUAAACACUCAUGGGCCCACAUGGCUCUCUUCUAAUCGCUUGUCUGCCUGACGGAUGCUCAACUUGCCACAGCGUCGUUGAAUUGUCUAUUGCCGUUCUCCCGGUUAUUACUUUGCAAACUAUCAGCAAUAGUCCCAAUUAUUUAUAUCUCCUUUGAUUAAUCUUUGUACGAAGUAUGAGUUUCCAAGAAAUAAUAAACGAAGUUAUUGUUUUAAACUUCACUCUUUUUUAUUCGGUAGAUAUCUAGUAAUUUUUUACCUAUGCUGUUGUAAACCAAUUUAUCCAAUUCUGAUUUCUUAGAGAUGGUAAAGAGACGGAUUUAACAAGAUUGUCUAAGUUGCCUGUAACAUAAAGGUCUAUUUUCAUUUUGAAAGCUGCCAUCGUGCGAAAAUCAUUUUUACACUACAUAAUUUAUAAAAACCAGAUAAUAUUUUUGUAUAAGUUCAAGCUCAUUGUUCUUGUUUCAACC
Molecule: messenger RNA, 5774 nt
Organism: Rhopilema esculentum
Lineage: Eukaryota; Metazoa; Cnidaria; Scyphozoa; Rhizostomeae; Rhizostomatidae
Product: N-heparan sulfate sulfotransferase 4
Cellular component (GO): Golgi apparatus
Molecular function (GO): heparan sulfate N-sulfotransferase activity; hydrolase activity; deacetylase activity
Source: RefSeq, a predicted model, not a curated record